AUGUCAAACCUCUCUCUCGAGUAUCUUCCCAAUCUCCUAGUAUUCAAGAACGAGAACUACGACCUAGUCCAUUCUUUACCUUACAUUGAACAACCACUGAGUAAGCAGAAGGAUCAUACUGGAAAGUCCGAACAUGACAAAGUCAAAGAUGUGAUCAACCAAGAAAUGAAAGCUAUGGACAAGACUCCAGAGAGUUAUAUAAAUGAACUGCCAAUCCCCCAGACUAGAUUUUUAGAUUCUGAAGAAAUGCAGAAGGAAUUUGAUAGGAUUUCUAAAAUUAAAUCAGACAUGAAGAAGCAUGACCAAGACAUUCAUGAAGAUAUUUCAGACAAAAUCCCAGAAAUUCAAUUGGAGUAUUCUUCUAUCAAAAGACUUAAUUUGGAACUCAUGCAGCAAUAUGAAGCAGAUGAAUGGGAUCAGCAGCAGAACGAUGACCUGAUUCAUAAUUUGGAAUACCAGAAAUCCCAAAUCGAAAAGGAAAUACUCGUCAAACCAAAGUCCAAGACCAAAUCAUAA
Molecule: messenger RNA, 516 nt
Organism: Moneuplotes crassus
Lineage: Eukaryota; Ciliophora; Spirotrichea; Euplotida; Euplotidae
Source: the annotation of a GenBank genome assembly